This is a messenger RNA of Quercus robur (English oak), 516 nucleotides long. RefSeq lists its product as uncharacterized. The transcript has a single exon. The coding region runs from base 1 to 516 and encodes 171 amino acids. The record is from RefSeq and is a predicted model, not a curated record. Lineage: Eukaryota; Viridiplantae; Streptophyta; Magnoliopsida; Fagales; Fagaceae.
AUGAGGGUUGGGGAAACCCUUCGCAGUUAUCCCAGCUGGUAUUGGGAGCUUUACAAUGAGAUAGGUGGGGGCAACGAAAAGAUUGUAGUGAGCACCUUUAGGAUGGGGCUCCCUGAGGACUCUGGACUACAAGAAUCGUUGAUGAAGAAGCCUCUCGAGGAUAAGAGACAGCUAAUGAGGCGUAUUAAGGAGUACAAACGUCUUGAAGAUGAUCGGCUACAGAGCAAGGGUAAGGCCCUACUAGUGAAUCAUCCUCGGCAGCCCGGAUUUAUGCCUCGGGCCCGAAAGGAUCUAAGAAUACAAGAACCGGAAGUACAAAUGGGAGAGGUGAAUGUGAUGUUCAAAGAGCCGGUGCACAAGAUCAUAGAUUGGAUUAAAAAUGAGCUAUAUUUCAGAUGGCCAAACAAGAUGAGAGGUGACCCGUCUCGGAGAAACCAAAGCUUGUAUUGCAUGUAUCAUAAGGAUAAGGUUCAUAACACCGAGCAAUGUCGGGUAUUGAAAGAUCAUCUAGGGUAG